Molecule: messenger RNA, 2471 nt
Organism: Archocentrus centrarchus (flier cichlid)
Lineage: Eukaryota; Metazoa; Chordata; Actinopteri; Cichliformes; Cichlidae
Product: indian hedgehog B protein-like
Exons: 3
Coding region: 1-1260 (419 amino acids)
Biological process (GO): cell fate specification; cell-cell signaling; regulation of gene expression
Molecular function (GO): patched binding; calcium ion binding
Source: RefSeq, a predicted model, not a curated record
AUGCUGCUCCCGACGCUGGUGACGUGCCUCGCCGGGUGCGCUUUUCUCCUGUCGCCGGUCAGCGAGGGCUGCGGACCUGGUAGAGGCUAUGGCAAGAGGCGGCCACCGCGGAAACUGGUCCCUCUCGCCUACAAGCAGUUCACCCCCAACGUGGGCGAGAAAACAUUAGGAGCCAGCGGGAGAUACGAAGGGAAAAUAACCCGGAACUCUGAGCGCUUCAAGGAGCUCACCCCCAACUACAACCCCGACAUCAUCUUCAAGGAUGAGGAGAACACAGGUGCAGACCGCCUGAUGACGCAGCGCUGCAAAGACAGGCUGAACUCUCUGGCCAUUUCGGUGAUGAACCUCUGGCCUGGGGUCCGGCUGCGAGUCACCGAGGGCUGGGACGAGGACGGCCACCACUCGGAGGAGUCGCUGCACUACGAGGGCCGGGCAGUGGACAUCACCACGUCGGACCGGGACAGGAACAAGUAUGCCAUGUUGGCACGGCUGGCAGUGGAGGCCGGAUUUGACUGGGUCUACUAUGAGUCCAAAUAUCACAUCCACUGCAGCGUCAAGUCAGACCACUCAGUGGCAGCUAAAUCUGGAGGUUGUUUCCCUGGUGACGCCUUGGUUACGCUAGAAAGCGGCAGUCAGAAAUCCGUCGGCGACCUGCAACCUGGUGAGCGAGUCCUGGCCUCAUCGGGCAGCGAUGGCAGCGGGGAGCUGGUGUUCAGUGAGGUCCUGGCCUUCCUCGAUCGGGACCCCGUGACCCUGAGACUCUUCUUCACGCUGCUGACUGAAGCCGGGGCUCAGCUCUCGCUCACUGCUGCCCACCUGAUAUUUGUAUCUGAAGGGAACUGCUCAGAAGGGGCGGUGCCAGCCCGCGGCGCCCUCAGGGCUGUGUACGCCAGUGAUGCCCAGCCAGGACAGUGUGUGCUGGUGUCAGAGGGUAAAGCGGGACAGAAGCACAGGCAGGGACGUCUGUCCCGGAUCAGCCGGGUGACGGUGAGGGAGAUGAGGGGCGUGUUUGCGCCGUUGACCCAGCAGGGGACGGUGGUGGUGGACGGGGUGGUGGCAUCCUGCUACGCCGUGGUGGACCAGCAUUCCCUGGCUCACUGGGCCUUCGCCCCACUCAGGAUGCUGCACAGCUGGACUGGGAGUACUGGUCACCACAGUGACGGGAUCCACUGGUACUCACGGAUUUUACACUGGCUGGGGAGGAAUUUGUUGGACUCGGGGCACUUCCACCCGCUGGGCAUGGUUCAAGACAGCAGGUGAACAAGCUGAAGCGCCAAACAGCAGCAUGAUGAACUUCCUGCAGAGAUGGGAGACGUUUGGCUUCCUGCUGAGGCCUGAUGGGAAGAAAAAAGUGAAGUGACACAGACUAGAUGAACUUUCAGAGUAAUAAAAAGUGCACAAACAAAUGUUUUUAUGACAUAUUUGUAAAACACUAUGAAGCAAUAAUCCCUUAAAACAUCCUUAAUUAACUCUUAAAACACCUUAAUUUAAAAAUCCAUUAAUUACAAAAAGAAGACAAUUUUAUAGUUAACAUGAUUUUCUUUUCAAUGUAUGCAUUUGGUUUGCUUUUCGUUGGUGGUUUGGGAUACUUCCUGGUUGAAAAUGAUUAGAAUUUAAGGGGUUUCUAAUUUGAAAUCAGAUAUUUAUGGUAAAUGUUUUGAUUUAAUGUAUUUCAUUUUAUGAAUUAUGGGGAUCUUAACAUGAUUUUAGUGGCUCAAAAGCCUUAUUUGUGUAUAAAUCUCUAUAAGAGAAAAAUUAAGGCACUUUAAAGGCAUUAACUAAGGGAUUUUUGUGGGAUUUUGUCUUGUUCAAUUUUAAGGGCUUUAAUUACCUCUAAAAUACUCUAAGUGUUCAGACAGACUGUUAAAAUACUAGAAUAUAUUAAAUGACUUUGUUAAGGUGUUUUAAGGGGUUUUGUAAUGAUUUAAGGUAUGUUUACCAAAAACUAUGAAAGCCAAAACCAUAAAUCAAAGGAUGGAUUUACUGUUGAAGUCAUUCACAUCCCUUAAUAUGUGAACGAUAUCAAUAAUAUCCAUGAAUUUAUCACUUAAUCUGGUGUGACCCUCUAAACUACCUGAAUACUAAAAAGUUAUAACGAAUCCUACAAUCUUUAAUAAUUCUUUUGUUGUUAAUUAAUGGAUUUUUCCAGUUUUUAAAUGUGCUAAUGCUGCAACACUAUAACAUCUGAGCAGAACAGUGUGAGGUUUAAGGUGUAUUUUUAAGGGAUUUCGUUUCAUAGUGGAGCCCAGGGUGGGGGUGGGGUGGUGCUGUGCUCUUUGCUAAAGGAGAAAAUGUCUUUUCCUUCAAACAAAUGUACCUUACUGCUUUAAUACAGAGAUUUUAGAAUGAAUGAUAGAAUGUAUUUAAAGUAUCGUUUGUUUACAGAAAAUCUAAUAAUGUUAUGAAGUUAUUAUUAUGGGUGAAGAGAUAUUAAAAAGAUUUAUUUUUUAAAUUAAAUUAUAUGGAAAUGA